AUGGCAUAUGCAAACCCUAGGGCGGCGCACCAAUUUGUGAGCGACGUCAGUAACGUGCUGCACCUGAAAAUUCGGGGCCGUGGUAAUGAUCCUGAGGAAACUGCGGACACGAACACUGUCUGUGUCACAACCGACACUGUGACAGUCUCAGUCACCGUGAACGCACCUGUCGAGCUGGCUAUCACCGCAGAGCCGAUGCUUGUGUAG
Molecule: messenger RNA, 207 nt
Organism: Clonostachys byssicola
Lineage: Eukaryota; Fungi; Ascomycota; Sordariomycetes; Hypocreales; Bionectriaceae
Source: the annotation of a GenBank genome assembly